AAGCUUGUUCACAUAUACAAGUUUGGGUUGCUGCAAAAUUGCCCUCUCUUUUAGUCCCACUCUGGAUAUAUAAUAUUUCUAUAGUGCCCUGCUGCUGGAAGAGGCAGAGAUGGAUUUUCAGAUGGUCUGCCACACAACAAAUGAACAGGAUCAUACUGAACCUCGCCAGUUGAGACAAAAGCACCUUUGUUGCCUCCACGGAGAAAGCGAAGACAGAGAUAAAGGUUCUACCAUUGAGAGCUUCAUGACAAAUUUCUCAAACAUCUACGAGUCAGAGUUGCUUCCUGCUCGGAAUGGUGAAAAAUUCACAGAACAUUUCCUUCAUGAAGUGGUAGAUAUUCUUCUGAGCUACAUCAAAAGGACUUAUGAUGGGAAGAGUAAAGUGCUGGAUUUCCAUCAUCCCCACCAGCUUUUGGAAGGCCUGGAAGGUUUCAACUUGGAGCUCUCUGAUCAGCCGCAGCCUUUGGAGCAAAUACUUGUCGACUGCAGGGAUACCUUAAAAUACGGAGUCAAGACAGGACAUUCUCGUUAUUUCAACCAACUCUCUAGUGGCCUUGACAUUGUCGGUCUUGCAGGGGAAUGGCUGACAGCCACAGCAAAUACCAACAUGUUUACCUAUGAAAUAGCUCCGGUGUUCGUUGUGAUGGAGGAGAUCCUGCUUAAAAAAAUGCAUGAAAUUAUUGGAUGGGGAGAGAGUGAAGCGGAUGGUGUCUUUUCUCCUGGAGGUAGCAUAUCAAACCUUUACAGUAUUUUAGUGGCCCGUUAUAAACACUUCCCUGAGAUUAAAGCCAAAGGCAUGGCAGCUCUUCCAGACAUUGCCCUGUUUGCUUCAGAACAUAGCCACUAUUCGAUACAGAAGGCUGCAGCCGUUCUUGGGAUUGGGACUGAUAAUGUUGUCGCUGUCAAGUGUGAUGCAAGGGGGAAGAUGACACCAUCUGAGCUGGAGAGAGCCAUUUUAAAAGUCAAAAGACAGGGAAAGGUACCGUUGUAUAUUUGUGCCACUGCCGGAACAACAGUAUAUGGGGCCUUUGACCCUCUUGCCGACAUUGCUGACAUCUGUGAGAAGUAUAACCUCUGGAUGCAUGUGGAUGCGGCGUGGGGAGGUGGUUUGCUCCUGUCAAGCAGGCAUUCUUACAAACUGAGUGGUAUUGAAAGAGCUAAUUCAGUCACCUGGAAUCCUCACAAAUUGAUGGGAGUUCCGCUACAAUGUUCGGCGUUCUUGGUCCGGGAGAAGGGUCUUCUCCAGGCUUGCAACCAGCUGUGUGCUGGAUAUCUCUUCCAGCCAGACAAACAGUAUGACACGGCUUACGACACAGGGGACAAGACAAUCCAAUGUGGGCGGCACGUUGAUGUCUUCAAACUUUGGUUAAUGUGGAGAGCGAAGGGCACUCAAGGAUUUGAGAUUCUUAUCAACAAAUAUCUGGAACUUGCAGAAUACCUUUAUAAAGAACUGAAGGCGAGAAAAAACUAUGAGCUCGUAUUUGAUGCUGCGCCGGAACUCACCAAUGUGUGUUUCUGGUACAUUCCACCUAGUCUUCGACAUAUCCCAAAAGAACCAGAAAGAGAAAAAAGGCUACAUCAGAUUGCUCCAAAAAUAAAAGCGAGGAUGAUAGAAGAAGGUACUGUCAUGGUUGGCUAUCAGCCUCACGGAGACAAUGUGAACUUCUUCAGAAUGGUCUUCUCCAAUCCAGCAACUAAGAAAUCAGACAUCGAUUUCCUCCUUGAAGAAAUUGAAAGGCUUGGAAAAGAUUUGUGACAGCAGACAAUUCAUCUUGGAGAUCAACAUCACAUUAGCAUAAAGAUUCCUAUCUUACAGUUUUGUUUACUGCUGUUCCACAGAUCCUGUAUAUAUUGGGAUUCUUCAUAGUAGGAAGAAACCAUCCCUAUAGAUGAUACUUCUUUUGUUAUGGGUGUUUGUUAACUAUCUUCAUAUCUGGGAUACUGUGUGGUUUCCAGGCUGUAUGGCCGUGUUCUAGCAGCAUUCUCUCCUGACGUUUCGCCUGCAUCUGUGGCUGGCAUCUUCAGAGGAUCUGAUAGUAGGAAUGGAAUACAUACAGCCCGGAAACCACAUAGCAUCCCAGUGAUUCCGGCCGUGAAAGCCUUCGACAAUAUAUCUUCAUAUCCAUCUACGUACGUUGCAAACCAUGCUUGUAAAUAGCCACUUUCCUGGUAGUUGUGAUGAGUAAGAAUUGCUUCAGGUGACCAGACAGGCAAGUUUUUACAAUUAAAAAAAAUCUAUUUGCGCACAUAUGACCAACAUCUAUGUGGGUUCCUAGUAAGACUGUCCAACAUCUGUUCCUUUAUGUCCAUGGAAUCAGGUUUUCCUCCCCAUGUUCUUAGAUAAGCAUGGACAUUCUGUAGAGUGGCUUGGAUAUACUUGUUUUUCAAAACAACUAACUUCUGUAGAUGAGAAAUUUGUGAGACUUUUCCCCCGACAAAGCUAGUUCACAAAUGGACACACAUUAUAGGGGCAAGCUGAGAAAUGCAGAUAGACAUCUGACUUGUGCAGUAUAUGUUGGAAUAAGUGACUUCUGCAUACCUGGGCACUGGGGGGUGCUGUGUAUCUCACUCUGUGAUGUUGCCUCUCUUGUUUCCCCUCCUUG
Molecule: messenger RNA, 2603 nt
Organism: Sphaerodactylus townsendi
Lineage: Eukaryota; Metazoa; Chordata; Lepidosauria; Squamata; Sphaerodactylidae
Product: glutamate decarboxylase 1-like
Exons: 15
Coding region: 110-1756 (548 amino acids)
Biological process (GO): carboxylic acid metabolic process
Cellular component (GO): cytoplasm
Molecular function (GO): pyridoxal phosphate binding; carboxy-lyase activity
Source: RefSeq, a predicted model, not a curated record